Molecule: messenger RNA, 4291 nt
Organism: Sinocyclocheilus grahami
Lineage: Eukaryota; Metazoa; Chordata; Actinopteri; Cypriniformes; Cyprinidae
Product: amyloid beta A4 protein-like
Exons: 17
Coding region: 151-2346 (731 amino acids)
Biological process (GO): axonogenesis; central nervous system development
Cellular component (GO): plasma membrane; membrane raft; cell surface
Molecular function (GO): transition metal ion binding; signaling receptor activator activity; signaling receptor binding
Source: RefSeq, a predicted model, not a curated record
UUCUGACUCGCCGUCGCAGGAUCAUCGCAGGAUCAUCGCUUUAUCAUCGCAUUCUUCUCAAAGCCGACGCGAUCCACACACCGACAUCUUACACCAAACGGAUCAUUUAAUCGAUAUACAGAGCAUCGCGUUUUGCUGGAAGCACGCAGAAUGGGCUGUCGAGGGCUUUUCGUGUUACUGAUGGCCGCGACGUCGACGCUCGCUGCUGAGGUGCCGUCGGACUCCGGUACCGGACUGUUUGCCGAGCCGCAGAUCGCCAUGUUCUGUGGGAAACCCAACAUGCACAUCAACGUUCAGACCGGGAAAUGGGAACCCGAUCCGUCCGGAAGCAAGAGCUGCAUCGGGACAAAAGAGGGAAUCCUGCAGUACUGCCAGGAGGUGUAUCCAGAGCUUCAGAUCACAAACGUGGUGGAGGCCAAUCAGCCCGUCAGUAUCUGGGACUGGUGUAAGAAGAGCCAGAAGCAGUGCCGCAGUCACACGCACAUCGUGGUGCCGUAUCGCUGCCUGGUCGGGGAGUUUGUGAGCGACGCUCUGCUGGUUCCUGAUAAGUGUAAGUUCCUGCACCAGGAGCGCAUGGACAUGUGUGAGAGCCACCUGCACUGGCACACCGUCGCCAAAGAGUCCUGCGGCGACCGCAGCAUGAAUCUCCAUGACUACGGGAUGCUGUUGCCAUGCGGUAUCGACCGUUUCCGUGGCGUCGAGUUCGUCUGCUGCCCUGCAGAAGUGGAGGAGUUGGACAGCGCAGCCGCGGAGGAGGACGAUUCAGACGUGUGGUGGGGAGGAGCCGAGAAUGAAUACAGCGACAACAGCAUGACGCGAGACGCAGGAUCCGAACCGGCCGUGGUGGAGGAUGACGAGGAUCUGGACGAGGAAGAGGAGCUUCUGGACAACGACCAGGAUGGAGACGGAGACGAGGAUGAGGAUGAGGAUGAGGAGCAGCGCCAGAGCAUCAGCGUCGCCAUGACGACCACCACCACGACGGAGUCGGUGGAGGAGGUGGUGCGAGAGGUGUGUUUUGCGAGCGCAGAGACGGGCCCCUGCAGGGCCAUGUUGGCCCGCUGGUAUUUUGUGCGUGAGGAGGGCCGCUGCGCUCCCUUCAUCUACGGCGGCUGCGGAGGAAACCGCAAUAACUUUGAGUCGGAGGAGUACUGUCUGUCCGUCUGCAGCAGCGUCUUGCCGACUCCCUCCUCCAGUCCUCCAGACGCUGUGGACCGAUAUCUGGAGACGCCAGCCGACGAGAACGAGCACACACACUUUCUGAAGGCCAAAGAGAGUCUGGAGGCCAAACACCGCGAGCGCAUGUCUCAGGUGAUGAGGGAAUGGGAAGAGGCCGAGAGACAGGCAAAGAGUUUACCACGCAACGACAAGAAGGCCGUGAUCCAGCAUUUCCAGGAGAAGGUGGAGGCUCUGGAGCAGGAGGCAGCUAGCGAGCGACAGCAGCUGGUGGAGACGCACAUGGCGCGGGUGGAGGCGCUGCUAAACGACCGCCGACGCCUCGCUCUGGAGAGCUAUCUGUCUGCCCUGCAGGCCGAUCCACCCCGGCCGCAGCACGUGUUCAGUCUGCUGAAGAAGUACGUCCGCGCCGAGCAGAAGGACCGACAGCACACGCUCAAACACUUCGAACACGUGCGCAUGGUCGACCCCAAGAAAGCGGCGCAGAUCCGGCCUCAGGUGCUGACCCAUCUGCGUGUGAUCGAGGAGCGGAUGAAUCAGUCUCUUGGUCUGCUGUACAAGGUUCCCGGAGUCACUGAAGACAUUCAGGACCAAGUCGAGCUGUUGCAGCGCGAGCAGCAGGAAAUGUCGGCUCAGUUAGCGAAUCUGCAGAGCGACGUGAGGGUGAGUUACGGUAAUGACGCCCUGAUGCCCGACAGCACCGCCAACCUCGACCUGCUGCCCUCCGAAGACACGCAGGGCUUCAUCCACCCAGAGAGCUUCAACCAGCCCAACACACAGAACCAGGUUGAGCCGGUGGACGCGCGACCUGUCCCGGACCGAGGCCUGCCGACCCGACCAGUGUCUGGACUGAAGCCUGACGAUGUUCCUGAGCUGCGGAUGGAAGCUGAAGAGAGACACAGUGAAGUUUACCACCAGAAACUGGUUUUCUUCGCCGAGGACGUGAGCUCCAAUAAGGGAGCUAUUAUUGGCCUGAUGGUCGGAGGUGUUGUCAUAGCAACCAUCAUCGUCAUCACCCUGGUGAUGCUGAGGAAGAAGCAGUACACAUCCAUCCACCACGGAAUCAUUGAGGUGGAUGCUGCUGUGACCCCGGAGGAACGUCACCUGUCUAAGAUGCAGCAGAACGGCUAUGAAAACCCCACCUACAAGUUCUUCGAACUAAUGCACAACUGAUGGUGUGAGGCUCCUCUUCCUCCCUGUUUCUCCUCCUCUUCCUCCUCACCUCUGCAGACGGUGCAGGAGACACCAGCCCGACCUCACCGCUCAUUAACAUCUCGCUUCCUAUUGGCCACUUCACAUGACUGUCAAUCAAACAUGACUUCCCAUUGGCUGGACGAAUAUGAACUCGGUCAGUUUCAAGUUAUUGAAGAUGCUGUUUCAAUCUGAAUGCACAAUUCAGAUUGAACAUAUAAUUCGGAUUUAGUUUUAAAUUCACUGCAGAUUGUAAAACUGGGCUGGACGAGCAUGAACAUGACUUUAAUGCUGUUGGGGUCAGUUUCAAGUUCAAUUCAGUUUAAAUUGAACAUAUGAAUUUGAUUCACAUCAAAUUCAAUGCACGGUUCUGAAUUCACUCCAGAUUUUCAACUAUAAAAUUCUGUUGGCUGGACGAACAUCAGCUUUAUCAGAUGGGGUCCGUUUCAAGUAUUCAAAUUCAAAUCACUCAUACUGUAGAACUGAAUUCAUAAUUUCAAAUCACAAAUCAAAUUGAUUGCAUAAUUUGAAUUCAAUUCAAAUCACAAAUUGAAUUAAACAAAAUUGAAUCGAAUUUAAUGCAUAAAUCAAAUUCAGUUCAAUUCACAAAUUAAAAUUCAGAUUCUCCUAAAUUAACCACCUAAAUCAAAAUCUGAUCAAGGGCCAAUUUAGUUCAGUUUAAAUUAAACAUAUGAAGUUUGAAAAUAUAUAUUUUUAAUUUGAUUCACAUCAAAUUCAAUCCACAGUUGUGAAUUCACUCCAGAACUAUGACUUCUCAUUGGCUGGACAAACAUGAGUUCAGAUUUUUUUUUUCAGAGUUCAUCACAAAUCAGAUUGAGUGCAUAAUUCAAAUGUAGUUUUAAAUUCACUCCUGUUUUCAACUAUGCCAUGCAACUGUCUGGACCAACAUGAACAUGAUGAGAUUAAUGCUUUUCGGGUCAGUGUCAAGUUUACAUUGAACACAUAAUUCAAAUUCACUUUGAAAAUUCAGUUUUAAAUGUGAUUGCAAAUCAAAUUCAAUGCACAGUUCUAGAUUUUAACUCCAGGUGUCUGCCGGACAAACAUGAAGAUGAUCAGAUUAAUGCUGUCGGGGUCAGUUUCAAGUUCAGUUUUAGUUUCAAACCAAGUUUCACUCCAGAUUUGAUUAACUGUGACUGGUUUAUGUUGUUAAGAUCAGUUUCGAGUUCAGUUUAAAUUGAACGCAAAGUUUGAGAAUUCUGUGAUCCACAUCAAAUGCAAUGCACAGUUCUGAAUUCACUCCAGAUUUUUUGUAUCUAAUGAAAUCAGUUUGAUCUCAUCAUUCCCUAAACUUUCUGAAUCUGAUCUGUUGACUGACCGUAUCGAGUUGGGUUUUGUGUCGCUGCACCGUCUGCUCUCGCACUACUAACCAAGUGAAACACUGGGAUAUCUGAGGAUGAUUGUCUGAUUCUUCCUCCUCUUCAUCGCACACUGACUGCAGCUGCGCUGUGUUUGGUGACGCAUUAAACCCGUCAGAGAUUAUUCUGGUAAUCAAUGUCCUUCUGAAUGAGAUCUUCAAAACGUUUGAUCGUUUCUGGUGAUAAUUUUAAAAAGUGAUAAUUUUAAAAAGAAACAAUUUUUUUUAGUUGUCGAUAUUUAAGUAAUGCAAAAGAAGAAAGGCUAGUUGUAACUACGUAGUGCAUGAUAGAAAAAAUGACGAGGAAACUCUUCUGCUAUUUGGAUCUCGGUGUUUUCUCACGUAGAGGCGUUUUAGCAGGAUUAAACAGUAACUUGUGAAAAUGUGAUUUGAGUUGCACAAAAAAUGACUCAAUUUGCUUCUAAUAGAACUUAAACUGAUUUAAAUGCUUUGAUUUCAAGAUCUGGUUGUUUUUUAAAUCCAGCUGAGAUCCUGUCGAUGUACAUUUACUGUCUUUAAUGUUUUUUUCGUCCUAUGCAUUUCAGAGAUUUA